AAUCAGCUUGAUCUUGUGAAAUGAGAACUGCCGGGAUCAUAGCCAAGAUCCCAAGAGGUGUGUCCCAUUUGUGGAUAUUAUUCCCCGAUUAUUCCGUGAUCCACCGGAAACCUCAAAUAACAUCUUCGUUGGCUAGCAUGGUGCACGUACUUUAGUAUUGUGCCACGAUACUCGCUGUCUUCUCCGAAAGAACUGCCUGUGAUGCUUACUCCAAGCCGAAAGUGGGCCGUUCGCGAGCACAGCAGCAGUUGACGGUAGGAAGCUGCCCUCUCGGAAAGCGAGCCUCAAAUCUCUUCCGGACUGCUGAUCGCCACACAGUCGCCCGCAGACAGGCCCACAGCGAUCCUCGUCGGCGACCAUGGACGGGGUUCAGCUCAAGGUGGCGCGCCAGGUGGAGAACAUCAAGUUGUUCCAGGAGGCGCUGGCCAAGAGCAGUCAGCUGAGCAAGGGCAUGUGCGGUAUUCUGUCGUCGUUCGACGAGCGCCUCAUGAAGCUGGAGCGCACCAUCCUGCCCGUGUACCACGAAACGGGCAACCUGCAGAGGCGCCAGGAGAACAUCGAGCGUACGCUCGCCCAACUCGAAGAGGUGGUGCAGCUGUACGGAGUGUCCCAGAUGGCCAAGCCCAAGAUCAGCCAGGGUCCCAGUGACCAGAACCUGGACUCCUUCCUCGAGGCCAUAGAGAAGGUGGAGAAGGCACGAGACUACUUCGAACAGAACAGCCCCCACAACAUCGAGGCCAACCUGCUCGAGCAGCUCUUCAAUGAGGGCGUCACAGGACUGCAGGCCGAGUUCGAGGCUUUGCUGGCGCGGCACAGCCGUCCAGUCUCACCCGUCGCCAUCCUUGACAUCGUGGAAGCCGAAUGUCCCCAAUCCUCUACAUCGCCUACAAACACUGCCGCGGCACUGGAGCCACUUCCAGCAGCCGUGGUCAACGACCUCUCUCGCAUCUCGUCGUGGCUCCGCAAGCGGGGCCUCUCCGAGCACCUAGAUGCGUACGCGACACAGCGCUCGCGCGUCCUAGUGCGGUCCAUGCAAGGCCUGCGCGAGCACCACAAGACCGGCUCGGCGAGCAGCGGCACGCUGCCGCCGCAGCCCUCGUCGUCGCCCCAGCUGGGCGGGAACCGCAAAAGCCGCGUACCGCGCCGCCUGCACGACGCCCUGAUGCGGGGCCUGAGGCGGGCAACAGACGUGGCGGGCCUUCAGGAGACUUCGUCAAGGGACGAGCUCCUGGACCAGGAGGUCGAGGCGUAUCUGACCACGCUGACAGCUCUCUGCCGCCUCAUGCAAGCCGAGGACGAGCUCCUUCGCAAGGUCCUGGGGCCGGACUUGCCGCUGCCCCUGGAAAGGGUUGUCCUGGCGGCGCUGGAGGCCGUCACCCAAGAAGGCGAGGCCUUGGCCGGACGCGUGAAACGUUGCGUUGCCCGACACGACUUUGUCAGCGUCCUCUGCCUGUUCCCCGUGCUCCAGCACGUACGGUCUCUGCGCAAGGACUACGAGUCUCUUUUGUCCGGGCCGACCUCGGGCCGAGCUGCCGCCGCCCGCCUUCCGGGUCUGGCCGUCACCCUCCAGACGACGCUGAACAAGGCGCUCGAGGAGCUCGUGGACAGCGUAAAGGGUGAUCCCGAGGGCAAGAUGCCGCGAGACGGCACCGUGCACGAGCUCACCAGCAACGUGAUGGUGGUGCUUGAGCAGUUGCUGGGUUUUGUCGAGGCCGCCGGGGCCGUGCUGGCCGUCUGGGACCUGGCGUCGUUCAGCCAGAGCAGGGACCCAAACCGUGCCGCGCUGGCGCAGUACGUGACACGAGUCCUGUCGGCGCUCAACCUGACGCUACACAACAAGAGUGCCCGAUACGAAGACCAGGCCCUGCAGGCCGUCUUCCGGCUGAACAACUUGCACUACGUCCUGAGGGCGCUGGUGCGGUCGGGUCUUCUGGAAGUCGUGCAGAUGUAUGAGCCCACUUUGGGACAGCAGUAUGAAGAACAGAUCAGGGACCAGAAGCGGCUGUACUCGCAGAGCUGGAGCCGCGUGCUCCACUACGUCCUGGAGGUGGACCGCCCGUUGUCCACGUCCGCGGUUGCCGCGGGCGGGGCCAAACUGAGAGACAAGGACCGGCAGACCAUCAAGGACAAGUUUACUGGCUUCAACCGCGAGCUGGAGGAGCUGUACCGCGUACAGAAGGCAUAUGCCGUACCUGACGUUGAACUUCGAGAGAGCCUGAAGCGCGACAACAAAGAGUUCGUGCUGCCAAAGUACAAGAUGUUCUACGACAAGUACGUCUCGGUGCCCUUCACAAAGAACCCGGACAAAUACCUCAAGUACACGCCGCUCCAGGUGUCGAACCUGAUUGACCAGUUCUUUGAUGCUGCUGCAUGAUUUGAGCUUGGCAGUGUUGUGAACACAUUGUUUUUUUUUUUUCAUUAUUUAAUAAACCUCGGUGAUAUUUU
Messenger RNA from Dermacentor silvarum, 2445 nucleotides. It is a transcript of the gene Exo70, whose product is annotated as exocyst complex component 7. The record is from RefSeq and is a predicted model, not a curated record. Lineage: Eukaryota; Metazoa; Arthropoda; Arachnida; Ixodida; Ixodidae. The transcript has 3 exons. Gene Ontology annotation, cellular component: exocyst. Gene Ontology annotation, biological process: exocytosis. The coding region runs from base 359 to 2374 and encodes 671 amino acids. Gene Ontology annotation, molecular function: phosphatidylinositol-4,5-bisphosphate binding.